Messenger RNA from Aphidius gifuensis, 3715 nucleotides. RefSeq names its product rho GTPase-activating protein conundrum (gene conu). Gene Ontology annotation, molecular function: GTPase activator activity. The record is from RefSeq and is a predicted model, not a curated record. The transcript is spliced from 5 exons. Gene Ontology annotation, biological process: regulation of actin filament polymerization; regulation of small GTPase mediated signal transduction; signal transduction. NCBI's taxonomy places the organism in Eukaryota, Metazoa, Arthropoda, Insecta, Hymenoptera, Braconidae. Gene Ontology annotation, cellular component: cytoplasm. The coding region runs from base 1170 to 3272 and encodes 700 amino acids.
UAAUAAAACACCGACCGGAAAGCAACUGAGCUGAUUUUGGCUUCGAGCCGGUUUGCAAGAUUAUAUCCCAAGACGACAAUGCAUUUUAUUUUAAUUCAAUAAUAAUGAUAAUCAUUCAAUUAAUUGAGAUUAUUAAAAAGACAAUCAUCCAAAAAUUAAAUUAAAUUAUAUAUUAUAUAAUAAUAUAGUAUUGCGGGUUGUUUUUUAAUAAAAAAAAAAAAAAAAAACAAAAAUAAUAUUAUUUAUUUAUGUAAAUCAUCAUUAAAUUCAUGUUAAAAAAUUAUAGGUAAUUUAAAAUUAGAUAAAAGAAAAUAUAUGUAUUAUGAAUAUACACCUGUUGGCGGAAAGCAAAUGAAAAUGAAAAUAAUCAUUUCGAAAUGAAUGCGAUAUCAUUUCGAAAUUGUGUGUAUUUAACAAGCGCCUCCUUACGGUUUUUCAAAGAUUUAUUAUAAUCUUUCUCUCCCUCCUUGUUUUUUUUUUUUUUUUUUUAUUUGAUAAAUAAUUACGACGAUUGCCAGUGAUUGCCAGUUUAUUAUCAUCACACAUAUACACACAAAUAUAUUUCAAGAAUUUGGCGGCCUUCUUGAGUCUCAACUCAGACUUGCUUGAAUUUAUAUAUACACAGGUAUAUAUCAUAUGCUUACUCAGCUUUUGCUAUUUGCCCACAUAUACUUAAGACUUACAUGUCUAUAUGAAUAUGUUGUGUUGGGCAUACAUUGAACAGGUAUCCUUCACAAGUUUCUCUCCAUGGAUUAUAAUAAUAAUAAGAGAAAAAAAAAAAUAGCUGCGCCUCCGCAAUGUGUGUUUUUUUUUGUUUUUUAAUUUUUUUUUUGCGGUUAUUCACGGCAUUCAACAGGUGCUGGUCGUCAAACGACCUCGAGGGAUAAAAAAAUUAUUUUGCCCUUACAUUACUCUCUUUUAACUAAAUUUAAUUUAAAUUUAAAAUAUUAUAAACUAUAUUUGAAUAAUUAUUAAAAAUAGACAUAAUUUCUUAUCAACAACAGGUUAUUUAUACACACAGUGAUUUAUUUUUUUGUGUUAAAUAAUCAUUUGAAUGAAUUUAAGUGAAGUGUUUUCAUUUGCAUUGAGUAUUGUGUAAAGACACAUUAUUGUUGGACAUAUAUAUUUUUUUUUUUGGUGCUUUUAUUUAAUAAAUUAUUGAUAAAAAUAUGGAUCGUGCACAUGGUAUGACGUAUUCUGGUGGUGAAGCACAUCUUCAUGAGUACUGGGAGGCAUAUCAAAAAAUGGUUGAAGAAGAAACAAGAAUGUUAGAUGAAUAUUUGGAUGAACAUGAAGAGUGUAGUCCAAGAAGUUAUGAUGAAGGUGAAGCAGAAGCUGAAUGGCUUCGUGCAGCAGGUUUAGGUGAAUUAACAGAACCAUGGAAAGCUGGUCGUGAAGUACAACCAGAAGAAAUUGGUGCAGCAUGUUAUCGUUUAUCAAAAAUACAAACAGAAGCUGUUAAACGUCGUGUAAGAUCAUUAAAUCAUACUGUUAAACAACGUUUUAAUCAACGUACAAGAGCUAAAAAACCAGAUAUACGUGAUGUAUUUAAAGACGUUGAAGUAUCAAGUACAGGUACAAGAUCACGUAGUGCAACACCAGAUUCAUUAGAUUCAAUGACUGGUGAAACAACUGAAAAUAUAUUACCAUCAACAAUAUCAAAUGAUACCAAUAAUAAUAAUAUAAAUGUACCAAAUUUUGUAUCAAUAUUUAAUAGACCAAAAUUUGGUGAAAAAGAAACAAUAAGAAGAUUAACAAGUGCACCAAUAAUACAACCAACAAAUUCACCAACAACAUCAACAACAACAACAAUAACAGCAACAGCAACAACAACACCAUCAUCAUCAUCAUCAGCAGCAGCGUCAUCGUCAGCUUUACCAUUACAAGAAAUAUUUCGUAAAACAGGACAUAAUUGGUCACAUCGUGGUGAUAUUGCAAGUGACACUGAAGGUAUACAAUUAACUGGUUUUCAUAGAUUUGGAACAAUACACUGGUCAAUGCCUGUUGUUAUGCAAAAACGUAGUGACAGUGAUCCAAGUGAAGUAUCAUCAACAACAAUUACAACAACAACAACAACAACAACAACAAAAACAACAACAACAGCAGCAGCAGCAACAACAACUGUUAAUUAUGAUGAUGGAGCACAAGUUGAUUUAUCAAAUAAUGAAUCAACAUUAAAAAAAAAUAAUACAGGACAUAAUUCAGUAACAAGAAGUCACAGUAGUUUAUAUGGUUUAAAUAGACCAAUUGAUAAUAUCAUAACACGUCCAUUAAAUCGUACAUCAUCACAUGGACAUUUAAGUUUUGAACAAAUGUGGAAAGCUAAUGAUGUUGAUAAUAGAUAUAAUAAUAAUAAUGAUGAUGACGAUGAUGGUGAUGAUGAUAUGGAAACAUGGAAAAAUAAUGAAUAUGAUGAUAAACAAAAAGUUGAAAUGAUGUCACAAAGAGAUAUUACAAGAUUACAGCCACUAUUAUGGCUUGAACUUAGUGCUGUAUUUGAUAAAUAUAAUGUUCCACUUGUUAAAAGAAAACCAGCUAAACGUAGAAGAAAAGCUGGUAAUUUAUUUGGUGUAUCAUUAUCAACUUUAUUAUUACGUGAUAGUCAAUUAACAAAUGAUGAAAAUAAUAUACCACUUGUAUUUCAAAAAUUAUUAAAUGAAUUAUCAUCACGUGGUAUUAAAGAAGAAGGAAUAUUACGUGUUGGUGGUAAUAAACAAAAAGUUGAAGCAUUAUGUUGUGAAUUGGAAAUGGAUUUUUAUAGUAAACCAAAAGAUAUUGAUAAAAUAUUAAAAAAAACAACAUGUCAAGAUUUAUCAGCAGUUUUAAAAAAGCUAUUACGUGAUUUACCACAACCAUUAUUAACUGUUGAAUUAAUUGAUGCAUUUUAUCAAAGUCAUGGUGUUAAAAAUUCAAAUGAGCUAUCUUAUUCAUUGAAUUUAUUAGUUUUAUUAUUACCAGUUGAACACAGAUGUACAUUAAAAGUAUUAUUGGAAUUUUUCAAUUUAAUUAUUAAUCAUCAAAAUUUAAACAAAAUGUCAAUUCAUAAUGUUGCUAUGAUUGCUGCACCAUCAUUAUUUCCACCAAGAUAUAUACAUCCAUUUGAUCGUACUGAUUUAACAGCACAAGUUAAUAUGGCUGCUGUAUGUUGUCAAGUUACACAAGCUAUGAUUAUUAAUGUUGAUAAACUUUGGCAUGUUCCUAGUAAUUUAAUAUGUCAAUUACGUAGACAAUCAGAGGAAGAACGUUUUCGUAAAUAUAAAAAAAAAUAUUAAAAAUAUACAAAAACAACAACAACAAUCCAAUUAAUCAAAAGAAAUAUAUAGAAAAAUUAAUAGGCUGGUGCCUUUUUGUUAUUUAUAAGUCGAGUAUUGUAUAAUUAUUUAAUUUAAACUAAAAAAAAAAUAUCAUUAAUUAAGUAUAUUAAAUAUAUUUUUAUUUUUUAUCAAAUACUAAUGGUGCAAUAAUUCAAGGUGCUAAAUUUUGACUCAUGUCAAUUUAUUUAUCGUCUUAUUGACUAGUAUUAUUAUUAUUCAUAGAUUAUUUAAUAUUAUCAAGUAACUUUUAAAGUUGCCAAUAAAUCAAGGAAUUUUUUCACGCCAUAUUAUAUUUUAUAGAUAUUAUAUAUUUGUGUACAUUUAAUAAGAAUAAUAUUUUUGCAAAAUGCUAAUAAAGUGCCAAAUAAAAUUUAUUUAAAAAUGUAAGAAGAAAAAGUAAA